Molecule: messenger RNA, 276 nt
Organism: Cynocephalus volans (Philippine flying lemur)
Lineage: Eukaryota; Metazoa; Chordata; Mammalia; Dermoptera; Cynocephalidae
Gene: CCL5
Product: C-C motif chemokine ligand 5
Exons: 3
Coding region: 1-276 (91 amino acids)
Biological process (GO): positive regulation of T cell chemotaxis; immune response
Cellular component (GO): extracellular region
Molecular function (GO): chemokine activity
Source: RefSeq, a predicted model, not a curated record
AUGAAGAUCUCCGCAGCUGCCCUUGCUGUCAUCCUCUCUGCUGCCACCCUCUGCACUCCUGCAUCUGCCUCUCCAUAUGCCUCGGACACCACGCCCUGCUGCUUUGCCUACAUCUCUCGCCCACUGCCCCGUGCCCACAUCAAGGAGUAUUUCUACACCAGUGGCAAGUGCUCCAACCCAGCAGUUGUCUUCAUCACCCGAAAGAACCGCCAAGUAUGUUCUAACCCAGAGAAGAAAUGGGUUUGGGAGUACAUCAACUCUUUGGAGAUGAGCUAG